AUGCUGCUCGCGAAAGACCUCCUGCACUCCUCCCCUGAGGAGAAGCGGAAGCACAAGAAGAAGCGCCUGCUGCAGAGCCCCAACUCCUACUUCAUGGACGUCAAGUGCCCGAGUUGCUACAAAAUCACCAAUGUUUUCAAUCACGCCCAGACAGUUGUGUUGUGUGUCGGCUGCUCGACUGUGCUGUGCCAGCCCACUGGUGGAAAGGGGAGGUUGACAGAAGGGUGCUCUGGCGAAAGCAACAUUAAACAGUGGACACUUGGCACAGGAUGGGUUUGGGAACUAUGGGAACAAUUGCCGGUUGCGACCCUGACUUUCUCUGGGGAACCGAUGGAAGUAUAUUAUGCAGUGGAUUUGGGGGAACAUGUAGAGUUAUUUUUGAGGGCUUGA
Pantherophis guttatus is the source of this 390-nucleotide messenger RNA. Lineage: Eukaryota; Metazoa; Chordata; Lepidosauria; Squamata; Colubridae. The record is from RefSeq and is a predicted model, not a curated record.